Messenger RNA from Ceutorhynchus assimilis (cabbage seed weevil), 1999 nucleotides. The record is from the annotation of a GenBank genome assembly. Lineage: Eukaryota; Metazoa; Arthropoda; Insecta; Coleoptera; Curculionidae.
GCCACUGCCUCCCGCAUUCAUUCAUUAUCAACAAACAUUUCAUUGAGGAAAUAGUUUAUUUUACAACUUAAAUAAAUUCAUUAAUUAAUAAAAAUGAAGGCAGGUUUUAAAGUUGGCGAUUUGGUUUGGACCAGAGGCAAAAACCAUCCGGUUUGGCCUGCAAGGAUUGAGCCUCAGCCAGAACACGAGACUAAAAAGGGGCACGUCUAUGUGUACUAUUUUGGAGCCAAAACUGAAGAAUUGUACGGUUGGGCAGCCAACAGUGCAAUAACAAAAUACGACAAAGAAUCCAAGGCCAAAUUGUCCAAAGCCACCAUAUCCAGGGCCGACUUGAAACAAGGCCUGAAAGAAAUUGAAGAGGAGUACAACAAAAUGACUGGUGCAACUACUGAAGAACAACCAGGUGAUUCUACUCAUGUCAAUUCAGGCUCAGAAAAAGGAGAUGAAGACGACUCUACCAGCUCUUCUUCUAAAAGAACUCGCCAGCCUAAAAAAAAGUUCAGCAUUGAAAGUGGUGAACAAUCAACUCCUCCUGCAGUUUUAAAAAUAGUAAAAAAACGAAAACUCACUGAAAAACCAGCUGAAAAUGGUGGAGCUUCCAGCUCCAAAUCCAAAACUUAUACUGCAACUUAUGUUGAAAACACCAUAGGAGACAGCUUCAGUUCACAAGAUUUGACUGAAGUUGAAAAGGAAAUAGGGGGCGCCGACAUGCAAGGCUACGACGAAGCCCCAGCCUCAGCCAUUGUUGUCGGAUUUCUGGGACUGGGAGCCAUGGGCAUCGGAAUCGUCAACAAACUAAUCGAAGCCGGUCACAGAGUCAACUUGUGGAACCGCACAGACGAAAAGUGUAACGAAGUCAAACGCAAGGCCGACAAAAUCCAAGAAGGCCUCGUAAAAGUAUGUCUCGCCCCUUGUGACGUCAUGACUGCUUCAGACAUUGUUUUCAAUUGCGCCUCAGAUCCCGAGUCAGCUAAAAACAACGUCACAGACAACUGUGGCGUAAUUCACGCAGUUGAUUCUUUAGAAAACAAAGGAUUUGUGGAAAUGACUGGAAUUGAUCCCACAACUUCAGCAGAAAUUGGAGAAAUAAUCAAAAACAAGGGUGGAAGGUAUUUGGAGGCGCAGCUUCAGGGCAGCCGCACCGAUGCCCAACAGGGAAAUCUAUUAAUUAUGGCGUCAGGUGACAACAGCCUUUUCUUACAAUGUCAAAGCUGCUUCAGAGCAAUCUCCAAAACAGCCUUGUAUCUUGGACCUACAGGUGUUGCUACUAAGAUUUAUCUCAUUAUGCAGAUGAUACAAGGUGUUUCUCUGAUUGGAUUGGCUGAAGGCCUAGUAAUGGCCGACCGUUGUGGUAUCUCAGGCAAAGAUAUCGUCAAUAUUUUUAACAUGACACACAUGGCGUCUCCGUUUCUUCUGAGCAAAGCUCAGAAAAUUGUAGACAAGGACUUUAAGCAAGUCGAACAGUCUAUUAAAAAUAUGCAAAAGGACAUUCGUCUAGCUCUGUCUUUAUCUGAGGAUCUGAUGCAGCCAUUGGUCCUAGCAUCAGCUGGUAAUGAAGUGUUUAAGCACUCGAGAAAGUUGGGUUUCGAUGACAUGGACUCUUCUUGUAUCUACAUGAAGGCCAGAUACUGAUUUAGUGGAGUUUUAGUACUGUAGUGCUGGAGUUUUUAGUGUGGCCCCGGCUUUAAUUUUAAUUUUUCCUUUUUUGUAUAAGGAUUUUUAGGCUAUAUUUAGGAUGACGUAGGCGCAUUCAAAGUAGUUUCAGUUCAAAAUUUCAGAUGGCAUUGACAACAUUGUCUGUUCUUGUUCGAUGACGUCAUCCUAAAUAUAACAUAAAAAACCUUAUAGUAACAUUUUAUCCAUUAAGUACUUUAUACACUUUAUAGAAAUAGUGAUUUUGACACUGAUUUUAAUUGACAGGUCAAGCUUCAGUUUGACAGAUUAAGCAGAGUCAUAUUAUGUCUUUUUAAUUGUCUAAAUAAAUAAAUAAUUUCAUGAA